Vidua macroura (Pin-tailed whydah) is the source of this 7141-nucleotide messenger RNA. RefSeq names its product LIM domain binding 3 (gene LDB3). NCBI's taxonomy places the organism in Eukaryota, Metazoa, Chordata, Aves, Passeriformes, Viduidae. Gene Ontology annotation, cellular component: filamentous actin; stress fiber; adherens junction. The record is from RefSeq and is a predicted model, not a curated record. Gene Ontology annotation, biological process: muscle structure development; heart development; actin cytoskeleton organization. The coding region runs from base 175 to 2604 and encodes 809 amino acids. The transcript has 18 exons. Gene Ontology annotation, molecular function: muscle alpha-actinin binding; actin binding.
CCCAUGUUUGGGGGACAUUUUCUCCCCCUUUUUUUAAUAUAAUGACAAUUUUUUUCUAACCAGAAGAUAAAGGAGGAUAAAUGCUGUGAAGAUGUAGAAGAGAGGUUCUGGAGGUCCUGCACAAAUUAAUGACUUGAAAGGGUGCCCUGUUGCUGCCUGUGGAAGUGGUACAACAUGGCUUACAGUGUGACUCUGAAUGGACCUGGACCGUGGGGCUUCCGACUGCAAGGGGGCAAGGACUUCAACAUGCCCUUGACCAUCUCCAGAAUCACCCCUGGCAGCAAGGCAGCACAGUCACAGAUGAACCAGGGGGACCUUGUCGUGGCCAUUGAUGGAGUCAACACUGACAGCAUGACCCACCUGGAGGCCCAGAACAAGAUCAAAUCAGCCAGCCACAACCUGAGCCUCACUCUGCAGAAAUCUAAACGUCCAGUGCCAGUUUCAACGACAGCUCCCAGAAUUGACUCUCCCAGGGCUAUAAUUCCCCAUCAGAAGGAACCUGCUUGGGAAAUCAAUGGCAACAGAACAACCUUCAGCCCUCUAACUAACACGGCGACUGGGCCUAUGGGUAGUGUUUUAGCAACCAAUGGAACCUUUUCAGGCUACCUCAACCAGCAAGAGAUCAGCCUUUCAAAUAGCUCUUCCUACCUAAAGACUACCACAGUUAGAUCUUCCAUGUCCUCUCAGUCUGUGACUCCUGACAUUUCACCUGCCAAGAGCACGUUAGGUUCCAAAGCAAGCCCUGCUCUGGCUGGUGGCAGUAGCCCUGCACACCAGCUGAGCCCAGCGAGGCAGUAUAACAACCCCAUUGGCCUUUACUCAGCAGAGACCCUGAGGGAAAUGGCUGAGAUGCAUAAAUUGAGUCUCAACCGAAGGGCUUCGGAAGGUGGACUUCCUAGAGGCACGGACUUCACGGAGCGUUUCAACCCCAAUGUCCUGAAGGACUCUGCCCUGUCUACCCACAAACCCAUUGAGGUGAAGGGCCUUGGCGGCAAGGCUACCAUAAUUCACGCGCAGUAUAACACCCCGAUCAGCAUGUAUUCCCAGGAUGCUAUCAUGGAUGCAAUUGCAGGCCAGGCACAAGCCCAGGGUGGAGAAUUUGCUGGUGCCCUCCCUAUAAAGGAUCCUCAUGUAGACAGUGCCUCUCCAGUGUAUCAGGCUGUGCUUAAAACUCAGAACAAGCCUGAGGAUGACAGUGAGGACUGGAGCCGUCGCUCUGCCAACCUGCAGUCCAAGUCCUUCCGCAUCCUUGCCCAGAUGACUGGAACCGAGUACAUGCAAGAUCCAGAUGAAGAAGCCCUGAGGAGGUCAAGAGACAAGGAAAACCUUGCAGCAGCAUCAGAAAACAGUACCCCUGUUGAGCAUGCCCCGGUGGCUCCCAGUUCUGCUGCUCCUGCACCACAUGCUUCAGCACCUCAGCCUGCUACUGCUGCUCCAAACACAGCCAGCCUGAUGACAGCACCAGCCACCACCUCAGUAGUGCAAGAGUCUUUCUCAUCCUCCUUCCAAAGAGUUCUUGCAGCCCCCAGCUCUCUUUCCCAGCCUAAGCCUUUCCACGGGCCCAAGAACAUGUCAUUAGCAGCUUCCACUAUUUCAUCUGCUAUCUCAUCUCAGUCUAGUUUCAACCGGCAUUCUUCCACCUCCAUCAGCUACCAGUCAAAGCAGAGAAACACAACCCAGUCAUAUACACCAAUGCCAGUUUCUGGAAGCUACAGUGAAAGUCCUGCUCCUUCUGCUGCUUCAAAAAUGAGAGUUGUUACUACUGCCAGCAUAAAGCCCUCUGUCUACCAGCCAGCGCCAGCACCAGUUCAUUCCUACACCCCUGCCAACACGGAGCCUGCGAGUCGCCCUCCCUGGGUAACAGAUGACUCCUUUUCUCAGAAAUUUGCACCUGGAAAAUCCACCACCACUGUCACAAAGCACAUCCUACCAAGGGGUCCUCCAGUGCUAUCUCCUGCCACAAUUUCUGCUUACCCGUCUCCAGUUUCAACUUCUUCCCAGCCCCCUGCAUUAACCCGGGGAACAGUUCAGAGGGCGGAGCGUUUUCCAGCCAGCAGCCGAACUCCUCUCUGCGGGCACUGUAACAGCAUCAUUCGAGGUCCUUUCCUGGUAGCCAUGGGUCGCUCUUGGCACCCAGAAGAAUUCAAUUGUGCUUACUGCAAGACAUCCUUGGCUGAUAUGUGCUUUGUGGAGGAGCAGAACAGUGUGUACUGUGAGCGCUGCUAUGAACAGUUCUUCGCACCAACCUGUGCCAGGUGCCACACCAAGAUUAUGGGGGAGGUGAUGCAUGCUCUGAGACAGACUUGGCACACAAGUUGCUUUGUCUGUGCUGCUUGUAAGAAGCCGUUUGGGAAUAGCCUGUUCCACAUGGAGGAUGGGGAGCCUUACUGUGAGAAAGAUUAUAUUGCUUUGUUCAGCACAAAAUGUCAUGGCUGUGAUUAUCCUGUUGAAGCUGGAGAUAAAUUCAUUGAAGCUCUUGGACACACUUGGCAUGACACCUGCUUCAUUUGUGCUGUAUGCCAUGUGAAUUUGGAAGGUCAGCCAUUCUACUCCAAGAAGGACAAGCCACUGUGCAAGAAGCAUGCCCAUGCCAUCAAUGUUUAAAAGAAGAGUUGGCAGUCAGUAAUGCUGGGGUAAAACAGAUGACUAACUGGGCAAUCAUAAAGUUGAUAACCAUGGCUAGCACUUCUCUCGGUAAAAGCUAGACGUUGGUACUUCUCAAGUUUAACUUUAUCCUCUUUCACAAAUGCAGAAUGUGCUUUUUGCAAAGCUCAUACAAAAACCUACUGAAUGAGCAGUCAAAACCAAAUGAACUCAUGAACUAGUCCAUUAUUAUAGCAAUAGUUGGGGGAAAUAUUGAGAUUAACUAAAAACCCUAUUAUAAAAAGUAAUGUGCAAAUAUAGUUUCAAGUUAACUUCCCCACAGCAGUUUUACUGCUUAGACCACACACUGAUGUUUAAAAACAACUGGAAAAAUACUUCUGUAUUAAGUCAUUUUCUUUCAUAGCAAGAAUGAGUAAGUGCCAUAUGUACAGUCAUCUGUAGAACCAAAGGCCGUAGCUUUCAAAGGGAAAUAAAUAGAUUAGGGCUUCCUCUAGGAAAAGUGAGUGCUGUUCCAUUAUGUUGUGGUGCUGCCUCAUAGCAUCAGAUAUUUUAGAUUCUUUCCAAAUAACAAGUCUGCCUUGAAUCCGUAUGUAGCUGGGAAGCCUAGGUGACAAUCCAUAACAAUUUGAAAAUAAAAUGGUUGGGUCAACCUCGCUAGUGCACUUGGCUUCUAUGUGCACAGUAGAUAAUUCACUUUCAAAUCGUAAUGGAAAAGGACAACUGGCUUUCUCCAAAUUGCUCUUACAUUGAAUGGAACAGAGCUGACUGGAAAGGCCAGCUUUUAAUUCAAAACCAUUUUCCUUUCUUCCUGUGGAAAAAAAAAGAGAUUCAAUCUUGCUUUGGUUUCUAAUUCCCACCAAUAUCAGAGGGAGGUAGGAACCUACAUCUGGACCUUCACACUAGUGAACACAGAAGAAACACAUCCAUCUAACACAGCUAGGUUGUGGGAGAGAGCUUGCAAAAAUUCCCUCCUCUAUCCCACAUAAUUAGGAAAAAGGCAUUUUUUUCCUAUAGUAAAUGAAUGUGUAUCAAAAAUCCGUAAGGCAGCAGGCACAUACUCUUUAUUCCUUUCCUUACUUUAAAUGCAGCACAUCAUGAAUUGUAGCAGUAUUUGCCAUUGGAAAACAGUAGCUAUGUUCCAGCAAUUAGGAUAACCAUACAGUCAUCUUUUCUAAUAACUAUACAGGCAUCUAUCCUAAUAGCUUGAGAACAACUUUCAAGUUGUUAUUUAUAAAACUCUUUUUUUCAAAUAAGCAAUAUUUGUAGUACUGAUGAUAUUUUUGAAUUUUUGACUAUCAGUGACUUUUAUAUGGGAGACAACAGUUCUGUCUGAUGGAGUUGAGAUGGAAAGUCUGAUCACUGUUCAAGCUUUAUUAACUCAUUUAAGUGAGAAUUAUGAUGUGUGUGUUGACAGCUUGCAGUACUGACAGUUUUGAAUUAGUACUUCUGAGGCUGAGGAUGCUUUCUGUGGGCCACAUGCUGGUGCCAUCUGCACCUAUUUUACCUUGUGUUUUGAGUAGCAAAAAAUUACAUAACAUUGUCUGUCUUGUCCCUCCCAUGGGUAACGCCCAUUUUAUUUGUGUGUCUUUUAAGGGAUGAAAAACUAUCCAAAGCUUAGGGGAGGAAUAAAUUUAGAGUUCUAAAAUAAGGGUUAAGUUAGCUGCAGGCAGUCUGCAUCUUGGACAAAAUUAACAACCUGAACUGCCUGUGGCAGUUUUGACAUGUAUGACCUGUAUUUAUUCAGUAGGUAUCUUAGUUUUCACUGAUCUUAGCAGUGAUCUGAUCUGAGUUGCUACAGGGUCAGAUUUUUGUAUGCAUGAAUUAUUCUAAAACACUAGUACAUUAUAUGCAAAGCCUUUUUUUGUUUGUUUGUUUGUUUUGGGUUUUUUUUUUUUCUGUAAGCAAGCAAAUUUCUCUUUUCAGUCGGUGCUGGGCUGGUGUGAAUAUGGUCCUAUAGAUUACAAAAUCCAAAGAUCUGGCUCAUAAUAUUCUCCAGAGGAAUAUAUCAUAAUUAUGGAAGUGAAAUAUUUUUUUCCACUCUUAUUUGACUUCAUUAAAUACAUAUUCACAACAGUGAGAAAAUUCUACAUUUCCUUUUCAUUUUUCAGUGCCAUUCAACAAAAUGCUGUUUAUUAUUAUCUGUUAUUUGAGAGAAUUCACAUCAGCAUAAUCGAUACUGAGACUGCACUGAAGAUAUUCUUUAGGCAGAUUUGUGUCAGUGUUGGCCACUGACUGGGACUAGUCUCUGACUGCAACAUCAGAACAGGGAGUCAGGCUCCAUGGGAAGGGCUUGUGAGGGAUGCCUCAGGAGAAUUUCAUGAGGUCUUUCACCUCUAAUCUGCAUGUGUUCAUAUGUGUGUGUCUCAUUCUCCCCUCCACCUUCCCCCUCAAUGUCCCUAUAAGCUUCCUCUUCGCUGGCACCAUGGAGGAUAAAUCAUUUUAGAUCUGGCCAGGGAUGUUGGGCUGCAGCUAGGGAGUGCAGUCUGUGAAGAGCUGCUGGCAGGCAGCGUGGCUGGGGCUGCACCUCCUCACAGCCCCUGGCGGGGCCAGACUGGGGUGGGCUGUGGGAAACCAGGCUGUCAGUGAGGGCAGGGGAGGGGAGACUGGGAUCGCACAGGGAGAGCACCUGAGGCUGCCAGAAUGCAGGGGCUCUGCAGGCCUCUGGCUGAGUGGCACUGGGGAGAUGGGGAGCCCUUCCUGAGGCUGGGCUUGGAGCAGGGAAUAGCCAGGUAAGGGCAGUUUCACCACGCUGGCAUGUCAGAGAGUUGGGUGGGGCAGGGGAGGCUGGGUAGGGGGCACCAGGAUCACUACAGUCAGGAUGAGGGCUUCAAGUAAGAAAUUAGGGUACAAGUAGCUCCCAAUAGCCCAGAGAGAUGGUUUGGAUACAUACAGAAGAGGUGAGCAAGGAUCCAAUCUGGUAAAUCUGAAGUCUGGACUGCAGGAAAGGGAAUGCAGUGUAUGUGAGCAGAGCUGAACUGGCUUGCAGGGUGGCAGCAGUGAAAGUGCAGCAGCAGAGACUUCAGUGGGAGCUGUACUGGCUUGAGAGAGUGCUGAAAAAUUCCUUGGGCAGAGAACCUGCACUGUAGCACAUGCCCUGACUCCAGCUGGUGUCUGAAAAAGUGAGAUUAAAGCUAGUUUACAUAUCACUGUAUGAGGUACAGCGAUAUCUCUGAAUGAAGAACAGAGAUACCCUGAGGAUUAUCUUGUAAUAAAAAUUUCCUGUUAUGACUUGUGCUGCUUCAUAAUGUGGUCCAAAAAUAGGGAAUCCACGUACCCACCCUUGAUAUCUAUAUUAAGAUAUAAUUUUUGCACAUAUCUGAACCAGAAAUUUGUGAAUAAUAAUGUAGCAUUUUAACUUUCACAGAGGUAUAGAAUACCACAUAACUGCUGAUACUCUUCUGCUACGUCACCUUUGUGAUAUGGAGAGUGUAAAAUGCUUAUAUAUAUAAUAAUAUAUAUCUCCAAAAUUCAAAAUAUGACCUUUUAACUAUCAUGGAAAAUAAUGUUGGACAAAAAUAUGCAAGAUGAAUAAUGUGUACUUGAUUAUGUUUUAUGUCUUGUAAGAGAUGCCUGAGAUAAGUCCUAAGUUCUUCGGAAUAUUUCUCUUCAUUCUAAUUAAUGUGAGGUUUUGCCCAAUAAAAGAAAGAUACUGUACCUCUGAAUGAUCAAUUAAAAAGAUCAGUCUUUGUCUAACUAAAAAAGUGUUCAAUAACUUUUCAGUCAAAGGAUUCAAAAGCUUUUUUUAAUGCUUUUCUCUCUUUUGGUGUUCUUUUUGCAGAAUAGGGCAAAUUAAAUGUUUCCAAAUAAGGCUACUUUUAUUAUCUGGACAAAAAACCCCCAGUCUUAGGACUUUUUUUCAUUAGUUUUCACUAUACAGGAUUCACAAGUUACACAAUUCUCAAUUCUAAAAUCAAUUCAAAACAAGGAAAAAUAUUUUUCCAUUGGUCCUUCAGUGGUCAGUACUUUGGGUGAAAUGUUUUGCUGAAGAUUACUUGUAUUUAUGUUUAAUAAUGUGAAUGUCUACAGCACUGAACACAUUCAUUAGUGUCUAAUGCUGGGCACACUAAUGGUUUUUUGCAAUACUCAUCUCCUGGUAGUGAAUAUUAAUUUGUUUAGUAUUUAUAAACAUCAGAAUUUGAAACUGAGUGAUUUAUUGCCUGCAGUGAUCAUGUAUUAGAAGUCUAGGUUUUAUAAUAUUUUGACAUGUUGACUUGAUGCCACAAGUGCCCUUGCUUUUAGAUAGAUAUUUUUUCCUAAGUUUCUAGUUAUUUCAGAACUGAAUGUCGGGUGGUUUAUGAGAUGUGAGUAAUUACCUUGCAUGGAUUAUCUGUGCCAACAUGAAUAAAACAGUCUAGUAAUAAAAGCAAUGUGCAAAAACAUUUAAAGCUUUAUGAUUUGGGUAUAUUUAUUAAUAUGCCAUGUGAACAGCUGACAGCUUUCAGCCAUGUAAUAUCAGUAAGAAAGCAUACACAAGCUUGUACUCUCUACUUCAGACCUGAAAAUAAAAAUUAAAAGCAUUGGUUUCACCUUUAUUGUA